Messenger RNA from Tilletiaria anomala UBC 951, 495 nucleotides. RefSeq lists its product as uncharacterized. The coding region runs from base 152 to 442 and encodes 96 amino acids. NCBI's taxonomy places the organism in Eukaryota, Fungi, Basidiomycota, Exobasidiomycetes, Georgefischeriales, Tilletiariaceae. The record is from RefSeq and is a predicted model, not a curated record. The transcript has a single exon.
UGACAUAGAAUCAGAGCAAGACCCCCUUUAUUGUUCUAAAUGUCAAGUACAGAGGGGCCUGUAAUGCCCGAUCACCAUACUGUGGCCCAUGAAGGCCAAUAUGACAAGGCCAGCCUAAUACAGGAUAUCAAUCUGGGUUGGCGUGCUCGGAAUGCCCAUCUCAGGCUUCGCGCGAACCAUGAGUCCUUCAAUGGGAACGGAUGACUCGCUGACAUUGGUUGGUUUCUUCUUUACAGGGCCUAGGGUAUGUAUUUACAGCGCCAUACCAACGAUUGAGAUUGCCACAGCCGAGUACGCCCCGAACGGCGCCAGUUCCACACAUGGAAAAUCUGGAGCGAUCGAGGCAUUGAAAGGUAGAAUAAACUUGCGUGCCAGGCCUCAGUGCAAGUCUGACUGCUGGCGUUCGUCUUGUCUUUCCGGCCUGAUUUCCAUGAAUAAUUAGCCCUCAUGGCAAAGGCCCGUGAUCUUUGGCUUCGAGGGCGGCUGUUGUAGCGU